AUGCGCUAUGGGCCUACCGAACGGCGUACAAAAUGCCAAUUGGUCUAUGGCAAAGCUUGCCACUUACCGGUGGAGAUAGAGCACAAAGCAUAUUGGGCCGUCAAGGAGUGCAAUUCCAGUUUGGGAGGGGCCGGAAAAAAGAGGAAGCUACAACUAGUGGAAUUAGAGUGUUUGCGGUUAGAAUCUUAUGAGAACUCUAGACUUUACAAGGAAAAGAUGAAAGCCGUGCAUGAUAAGAACAUAAGAGGAAAAGAAUUUAGAGCCGGCGACCUAGUCCUCCUCUACAAUUCAAGAUUAAGGUUGAUGCCCGGAAAGUUUAGGUCAAGAUGGGAAGGACCUUAUAAAGUCGAAAAGGCGGAGCUGUACGGCGUCUAUCAUUUGCGCCAUCCUUCAAGCUCCGACAUUUCAAGGUCAAUGGGCAUCGGCUAA
This is a messenger RNA of Arachis ipaensis, 429 nucleotides long. RefSeq lists its product as uncharacterized. The record is from RefSeq and is a predicted model, not a curated record. NCBI's taxonomy places the organism in Eukaryota, Viridiplantae, Streptophyta, Magnoliopsida, Fabales, Fabaceae.